AUGAGGGUGAUCAUUGUCACUUGGGGACGCGAGUUCUUCCUCGAGAUCGGCCCCCAGGAGCCAGUUCUCGAAAUCAAGCAGAAAAUCGAGCACCUCCUAGGUGUCCCCGUCCAUUCGCAGACCCUUGCAGUUCUAGGCUGGGAACUAAUCGAUGGCCUUGACAUGGAUGACUACCCUAUUGUUAAGGAAGGGACUCGAAUCGAUCUCACCAUUCAGAGCAAUCUCAAGCCGUCUAACCUAUACGGUGGUAAGAUCCAGAUGACUGUAAAGUUUUCGUCUCGACGGAUCAACCUUGAAGUGGACAGGACAGAGACCGUGCGGAGCCUUAAGGAGAAAAUACACAUCCUCGGAGGGGUGCCUAUCAAGAGGAUGUCCCUCUACUUCUCUGGGAGGGAACUGGAGGAUGAAUUUUGCAGCAUUACCGAGUACGGGAUCCGUGAGUCCUCGGAAGUGGUUGUGUUCCUUAACACAUUGAAUCGUCAGAAGGACAAGCCUCCGACGAGGAGGCUCAGCUUGGUCGUUGAGACUUCUUCUAGCCUUCUCAAUGCAGCUAGAAUUCCACUCGAGUUAAAGGAUUCUUGCUCUGUUAGUGACCUGAAAGAGCUGCUGCUCAGCAUGAAAAUUCUUCCCCCGGACGACUACAUAUUGAUCCACAAACAAAGGAUCAUGCGCGACACUUGCAGCCUCCAGUGGCAUGGUGUCGAGGAUGGAGAAUCUCUUUACGUAUUCAGAGGCACCGUGAAUCGUAUUGCCUAG
Molecule: messenger RNA, 756 nt
Organism: Punica granatum (pomegranate)
Lineage: Eukaryota; Viridiplantae; Streptophyta; Magnoliopsida; Myrtales; Lythraceae
Source: RefSeq, a predicted model, not a curated record